AUGCGACGCAGAAGUUAUCCCUCAAAGGGCGAGCACUAUCAAUGGGAAUCAUUCCCGCCCCAUAGUGAAUCUGAUCGCCAACUCGCCCGAGAGACUCUCUUGCGUCUACAUGAGCUGUAUCCGGGCAUGAGACAGCCCAGUACUCGCAGCGGCAGGGAUGAGAUCAUUCGGAUUCUGACGGAGGCUAUCGAAGAAUACCAAUUCCCCCCAUUCGUCCGCUAUGGCUACGAGGAUGGCCCCGAUGCUGCCCUGAAUGCCCUCUAUCAGGCAUACAUUAAACUCCGAAGCAACUUGGCCUCGCGUUUGAUGAAACUGUCUCUAGCCAUCCCGAACAACUCUCGAGCCCCCAACAACCGCCAUCACCAGCACCAUCCGGGGAUACCGCUCGCCCACAACGAACCGAUUCCGCCUGAGCAUGUCUCUUUUGAAUUAUGGACGCAGUUCCUUAAGAUGGACUGCGAUUACAAGGAGGGGAUUGAGGAGAUCCGCCCGCUCGAUGCCAACGGACAAGCCUUAGCGCCAGUACGCACGCCGAAUCGGCUGCGGUUUCUUCUGCUGCAGGCCACUGGCCACAUCCUCGUGUUCGAGAUCGUCGCAUCGUGCCCGAUGACAGAGCGGCGGCCCUCUAGAAACCAACGGCGAUUGGUGGCAGAAAGUGUAUAG
Molecule: messenger RNA, 663 nt
Organism: Aspergillus terreus NIH2624
Lineage: Eukaryota; Fungi; Ascomycota; Eurotiomycetes; Eurotiales; Aspergillaceae
Exons: 2
Coding region: 1-663 (220 amino acids)
Source: RefSeq, a predicted model, not a curated record